UUAGAAACUCGAGUCCGGCAGAUGGAAACGAAGCACUUGAAGGAGCUGGAGGACAUUCGGACCGAGAAGGACCAGCUCCAGCAGCUGGUGAGCCACCAGAGCAACACAAUAGAAGGUCUGGAGAAGUCCCUUCAUGUCGCCAGCAGUAACGCCAGCCUUCUUCAGCAACAGCAGCUGCAGCUCCUGGAAUCGGUCCAGAAUUUGGUCUCCUUAGUCUCCGAAGGAAAAGUUCUUCUGAAAAAAGAAGACCGGCUGUUCCAGGACUGCAUGGACAUCCUUCAAUCUGGAUUCAACCUCAGUGGGGUUUACACACUCCACAUUAACAAUCUGACUGAACCCAAAAAGGCCUUUUGCGACAUGGAAACCGAUGGAGGAGGCUGGACGGUCAUUCAACGCCGGAUCAACGGCAGUGUUAGCUUCCAAAAAACCUGGAAAGAAUAUAAACAGGUUUGCUACUGGUGUUUUCCAGUGACCAUGGCUGUGUCCAGAUGUUGGUGGUUUGAUGCCUGCGGCCAAUCCAACCUGAACGGUAUUUACUAUCCGGCUCGCCACAACAUGCGGAAAUUGAACGGCAUCCGCUGGCAUUACUUCCAAGGCCCAGGAUACUCAUUAAAAGCCACGCGGAUGAUGAUCAGGCCUUCCGGCGGCCGCGAAGGGGCGUGA
Molecule: messenger RNA, 663 nt
Organism: Thamnophis sirtalis
Lineage: Eukaryota; Metazoa; Chordata; Lepidosauria; Squamata; Natricidae
Source: RefSeq, a predicted model, not a curated record